AUGGAAAGCUCGAGACUUUUGAAACUGUCGGAGACAACUGUGGGCGGAUCCGGCGUGGCGCUUCACUACGCAAAUCUGAUAGUCAUAAUGGAAAAGAUGAUAAAGCAACCCCAGUUGGUGGGUCUCAACGCGAGAGACGAUCUCUGCUCGAUGUUGCCGGCGACCGUGAGAUUGUCACUCAGUUCGAGAUUAAAAGGAGUUGGGUUCAGGGUGAAUGCAUUGCAUUAUGCAGCUCCUAACGCCGAGACCAAAGAUAAUGUCACGCCAUUGUUAUCAGCAGUGGCGGCUGGUUCUAUGGCAUGCUUAGAGCUGUUGGUCAAGACAGGUGCCAAAGCUAAUGUUUUUGCUGGUGGUGCAACUCAGUUGCUAAUGUUAGAGAUUUGUGUUAAGCAACUCACUUGCCAUCCCGAAGCAACCGAGUGGGUUACUGAAGGUUUAGUUUGUUAUCUUCGUUAUAGAAGUGAUUCACGUAAGCACAGCAAUAUUGUCUAUGCAAACCGUCGCUUCUAUUGCCUAGACGAUAAAGGACGCUUAUAUUACUUUGAACCGUCUUCUCGAGAAUGGUCUUUUAGUUACACGUAUUCACCGCCGUGUCCUUAUAUCUCUGCUAGAUAUGAGCGAAAGAAGAAAAGAGUUUUCUUGGCGGUGCGUAAAGGAGUGUUCUUUACAAUAUAUACAUGCGGAGGUGAGAAACCUAUGGUGUAUAAACUGGAUGAAUCUUCGGACUGGGAGGAGAUCAAUAGUACUACGCUUGAUGGCUUGACAAUCUUCACGAGUCUUUAUUCUUAUGAGAUGAGAGUUAAUCUCCCAUGGAUGAGGCAUAGUGUUUACUUCCCGAAGGUUCGUUUAAGCAACAAGUGUUGUGUAUCGUAUUCGUUUGAUGAAGAGAGGUACUUCCCGCGUAAGCAGUGGCAGGAACAGGAGGACUUAUGUCCUGUUGAGAAUCUUUGGAUUAGGCCACCUAAGAAAGCUAUAGAGUACAUGUGAAGCUAGCGCAAUGGUGAGUGUCAAAUCAUCUCAUUUAUCUUAAGACGUUUCUCUCUUCUUUUUUAUUGCUUUGGACCAGCUGAGAUACUUGCUUUAUUUAUUAUGCUUAUCUACUUUUUUUAAUCUAAUUGUAUUUCUUUCUAGUCUUUCGAUGUCCAUGGAAAUAACAAAGAUUUGAUUUUUUUAUUCUCUGAGUGAUAAACUUGUCGGUAAUGGUGAAAAUAUCCGUUUCUGU
Molecule: messenger RNA, 1222 nt
Organism: Brassica napus (rape)
Lineage: Eukaryota; Viridiplantae; Streptophyta; Magnoliopsida; Brassicales; Brassicaceae
Product: F-box protein At4g00893-like
Exons: 4
Coding region: 1-987 (328 amino acids)
Biological process (GO): positive regulation of growth
Molecular function (GO): protein binding
Source: RefSeq, a predicted model, not a curated record